AUGUCCAAUGAGGCAAAGAUCGAUUACAUCAUGAGGAACGCGCUUGUAGCAUUACUGCAGGAAAAUGCUGAUGCAGAUGCGGAACAAGGGACCUUGGUUCUUGGCCAGCCCAAUUUCUGGGUAACUGAGGUCAUUUGCCUCAACCCCGAGUUCGACCUCGAUUUCGGCCUCCCGGCUCUUCCGAGAGAAAAUGAAGAGAAAGUGAAAUUCCCUGAUUGGAUAAUUUCUUUCAAAUGCAAGAACCAUCGCCAAGGCUGA
Molecule: messenger RNA, 258 nt
Organism: Penicillium waksmanii
Lineage: Eukaryota; Fungi; Ascomycota; Eurotiomycetes; Eurotiales; Aspergillaceae
Exons: 2
Coding region: 1-258 (85 amino acids)
Source: RefSeq, a predicted model, not a curated record